Purpureocillium takamizusanense is the source of this 930-nucleotide messenger RNA. RefSeq names its product Ribonuclease P (gene RPP1). Gene Ontology annotation, cellular component: nucleolar ribonuclease P complex. Gene Ontology annotation, biological process: tRNA processing. NCBI's taxonomy places the organism in Eukaryota, Fungi, Ascomycota, Sordariomycetes, Hypocreales, Ophiocordycipitaceae. The coding region runs from base 1 to 930 and encodes 309 amino acids. Gene Ontology annotation, molecular function: RNA binding. The record is from RefSeq and is a predicted model, not a curated record. The transcript has a single exon.
AUGCUCUACGACCUCAACAUAGCGUGGUCGCCAGCCACGCCACAAGACCGCCUCCUUCAGGCCCUCGCCAUGGCCUCGUCUCUGGGCUACGCCACCGUCGCCCUCAACCACACCGUCGAGCUCCCCUUCCCCGCAAAUCCCACCUCUCCAUUUCCCUCUCUCCCUGGGGUCGACGACUCCUCGGCCUCGGCCUCCAGGACGAAACUGCCCCACGUCUUGCACCGCGCCACCUUGCCUCUCGCCGACCCGGCCGCUUCCAACUACCGGCUACCAGCCCUCGCCGCCGUCUACGACAUCCUCGCCAUCCGCCCCCUCACUGACAAGGCGUUUCAGAACGCCUGCCUGACCCUCGAUAUCCCCAUCAUCUCCCUCGACCUGACGACCCAUUUCAACUUCCACUUCCGGCCCAAGCCAUGCAUGGCCGCCGUAUCUCGCGGCGUGCGCUUUGAGAUCUGCUACGCCCAGCUUCUGUCUGCAGACUCUCGCGGCCGCGCAAAUUUCAUCGGCAAUGUCACAAAUCUUUUCCGCGCCACCCGCGGCCGUGGCUUCAUAAUAAGCAGUGAGGCAAAGACAACCCUGGGCCUUCGGGGACCCUCGGACAUUGUCAACCUGCUGAGCGUCUGGGGCCUCGCGAGCGAGCGCGGCCUCGAGGGCUUCCGCUCGAUUCCCCGGAGCGUUGUCGUCAACGAGGGCAUGAAGCGGAAUGGCUUUCGCGGCGUCAUUGACGUUGUUCAAGUAGCCACCAAGACGGCCAGCGGCGGUGUCUCGGGUGAUGGCCCCGAGUCAGCACAAAACUCGGAUGUCAACUCGGCGGCCAAGCCGGUGAAGAACCAGAAGCGCAAGAAAGGGGAAGAUGGUAAUGGGCAGCCUCCAAGCAAGAGGCAAGCGAAGAAGAUGAAGCUAGCCGCACGUUCCGCUGCUUCCAAGUAA